AUGGAUGUGGCCCUGGAUCUGUACCUGGCGGUCCCGCUGCUGUUCACAGUCCUGGCUGUGAUCCUGGCUUCGGUCUUUGUGAAGCUGAGAGCGACUGAAGGGGACAAAGCUGCCGAGACAGCCAAGGGGGAAGGGUCCCAGGGCAAGGAGGCAACUGAGCAGGGGGAGGAGAGGAAGGAUGGCGAGGGGGAAGGGAAGGAGGGAGAAGCGCUGAAGGAGGAGGGGAUUCCGAGGGGGGAGAAGGACGAGGAAGGAGCGAAGGACGAGGGGAGAAGGAUCCCGGUGGAGGAGAUUGGGGUUGAAGAGGGGAAGGCGAAGAGAGCCGAGGAGAAUGAAGAGCAGCAGCCCAAGGAGGAGGCGGUGGCGGUGGCAGCGGCAGCCAGGACUGCAAAAGCAGACAAGCAGAGCCACCCUCAGGAGAUGAACAUCCCCCGCCAGGCUGCUGAGGUGGUGGAGGAAGAAGAGGAGGAGGAGGAGGACGAUGAGGACGAGAGCAAGGAGGAAGAUCAAGACUGGGAAAAAGAGAGACUGGUGGUGAAUGAACCAGAUCUGGACAAUGCAGCGGACGAGAAGAUCUCCUUUAAAUACAGCCCCGGAAAGCUGAGGGGGAACCAGUAUAAGACAAUGAUGACCAAAGAAGAACUCGAGGAGGAACAAAGGGUUCAGAGAGAGCAGCUGACUGCCAUCUUCAGGCUCAUGAAGGAAAACAGUGAGACAUUUGGAGAGAUGUCUGAAGGAGACAUGAAGGAGCAGCUUAAACUUUAUGACAUGUAG
This is a messenger RNA of Emys orbicularis (European pond turtle), 774 nucleotides long. It is a transcript of the gene MXRA7, whose product is annotated as matrix remodeling associated 7. The coding region runs from base 1 to 774 and encodes 257 amino acids. The transcript has 4 exons. The record is from RefSeq and is a predicted model, not a curated record. Lineage: Eukaryota; Metazoa; Chordata; Testudines; Emydidae.